This is a messenger RNA of Cloeon dipterum, 2600 nucleotides long. It is a transcript of the gene Cdk4, whose product is annotated as Cyclin-dependent kinase 4. Gene Ontology annotation, molecular function: cyclin-dependent protein serine/threonine kinase activity; cyclin binding; ATP binding. The transcript has 7 exons. Gene Ontology annotation, cellular component: nucleus; cyclin-dependent protein kinase holoenzyme complex; cytoplasm. The record is from RefSeq and is a predicted model, not a curated record. The coding region runs from base 172 to 1326 and encodes 384 amino acids. Lineage: Eukaryota; Metazoa; Arthropoda; Insecta; Ephemeroptera; Baetidae. Gene Ontology annotation, biological process: signal transduction; regulation of G2/M transition of mitotic cell cycle; regulation of gene expression.
AUCUCGUCGGCUCGCGGUUGGUUCGUUCAGUCUUUGACUUGUUAGCACUCGAGCUGCACUAGAGUCGCUGCGGCAGCUGUGAGCCAGCUUCCGCCGACAGUGCCGAAACGCCGACCAAACAGCUGCCGACCAAGCCGGUGAUGUCGAAAAAUAGAUGGUGAGCUGCUGAGGAUGCCUGGCGGCACGCACAGCUCGCCCGCAGGGGCAGGCCCCUCGUCGGCUACGGCGGUGGCGGCGGCAGGGUCCGGUGGCGCCGAACUCGGCGCCUCUUUUGGCUCCGGGGUGGGCGGCAUCAUGGCUCGCGAGUCGUCCUACCACUACGAGGAGAUCCACCAGAUCGGCACAGGAGCGUACGGCACAGUGUGGAAAGCGCGAGACCUGCACAACCCUGGCAAGUUUGUGGCUUUAAAAAAGGUGCGAGUGCCUCUGACCGAAGAUGGCGUCCCCAUGUCCACACUGAGAGAGAUCGGGCUGCUGAGACAGAUUGACCAUCAUCGCCAUCCCAACAUCGUCAGUCUGCUGGACAUUUGCCACGGCCCGCGGCAGGAGAAGGAGCACCAGCUGACUCUGUUUCUGGUGUUCGAGCACGUGGACCAGGACCUGUCGGCCUACCUGGAGAAGCAGACCCUGACGCCGGUGCAGGUGCGCGACAUCAUGUUCCAAGUGCUGUGCGGCGUCGACUUCCUGCACAGCCACCGCAUCGUGCACCGCGACCUCAAGCCCCAGAACAUCCUGGUCACCAGAGAGGGACACAUCAAACUGGCCGACUUCGGCCUCGCCAAAACCUACGACUUCGACAUGUGCCUCACGUCAGUGGUGGUGACCCUGUGGUACCGCGCCCCUGAGGUGUUGCUAGCCCUGCCCUACGCCACCCCCGUCGACAUCUGGGCGUGCGGAUGCAUCAUGGCCGAGCUCUUCAGGCGCUCGCCCCUCUUUUCAGGCAGCUCUGAAGCCAACCAGCUUGAAAGAAUUUUCCAUGUGAUCGGCACGCCGAGGGAGGAGGAAUGGCCCCAAUGCGUGAGCAUCGCGCACAGUUCGUUCCGCGACAAGCCGGGCAUCGACUUGGCCAACCUCGUGCCGCACAUAUGCAAUGACGCCGACGCCAAGCACCUGCUCCAGCAAAUGCUGGUGUUCAAUCCGCAGCGGAGGGUGUGCGCGGCAGACGCGCUGGAGCACCCGUAUUUCGCGUCGCAUUGCCUCAAACCGCCCGAGAUGCAGUCGGCCGCUGGCGUGGCCGGUGGGCCGCUGUCGCCCGGCUCAGCUGCCCUUUUCAUGCCCUCCUUGGACGACGCGGCCAACGCCACCACCUCUGAGCCCGACCUCUGACCUGCCUCAGGUCCUCGAGACUGCCCGGGAGCCCCUCUGAGCGGAGCAGGGGCCCCACCAAUAGAUUAAUGUACAUAUCCCUGCCAAAAUUGUGCUAGACAAAAGAGAGAAAGAGAAAGAACAAAAGAAUAGUAAAAAAAAACAAAUUAAAUCUGUCAGUUAGUGGUUAAAGUUUUCUUUUUGUAGACUAGUACUAAGCAUGGAAUUUUGGCACCAGGGUGGUUGCAGCUGAUAUAAGUUUUCCGCGCCCCCGACAGCCCGGCACUCGCUGUUACACAAUGUUGCUUUAGACCAGCGUGUUCAAGCAGCCAUUCUGCUUUUAUUCUUAUUGAUACCGUGGAAUGGCUGGAUGAGGAAGUUAUUGAGAGGGACUGUCCGGAUGGCGGGCAGUUGCGACUGAAAUAUAAGGAACCUGAAAUAAAGUCGAUCACUUUGAAUUAAGCGAGUAAACGAAGUUGAUCAGAGUUCCGCCAGGUCUUUUAGAAUGCAGCGAGUGCAGAAGUUGGGCCGGAAAUUUGACUGCAAGCGUAGCCUUUAUUGUAUAAAUUUAUUUUCCUUCCUUUCCGCUGUUAUAACUUUGGAGACGACUGCCCUGGCGCGCCGACUACUCUUUUCUCUCGUUUUGUAAUUGACGUGAUCUAGUCCACCCUGACGAAAUGCGUUUGGAAAUGGUUGAGCCAUCCAUCCAAUGUCGACCAGCAGCGAUUUCCGAGCGCGCCACUCGGGGCCACCAAUCACUUACACACUAAACUUCAGAACUUGGGCGCUGGUUAUUUUGUGUACAUAAAAAAGUAAGACCGCGUGAUUGUUGAUUUUAUUUUUUUCCUCAAGCACUCGUCUUUACGAGAAGAGUGAUUUUUACCGCGCGUUUUGUAAUGGGUUAGCAAAUGUGUUCAAAAAGCAGCCGAACUUUCACAAUAUUCACUUACGGACAGACAGCCACUGCCAUACCUCCACACCUCCUUUUUGUGAUACAGCAAUCGCCGCCAACCAGUGUUAAUCAAUUGAUCCAACCGAAGUAAGCCUCGCAGUCCCAUCCGUUUUGCUCAAAUUCUUGAAGUACGCACAACAAAACGAUAGUUCAAAAGUUGUUUCAACAAAUCAACGCCAGGGACGAGCCAGGGGCUUGCUCUAAAACGGACUCCUUUUCCAAAUGUUCAACCACACAGUGAGAUGCCUAGCAGGACCGAUGAUUAUUUUUGUAACUCCCAUCAAAGCUGUGUAAAUACUUCCACAAUUUUUAAUAUUAAAAUGACAAUCAUUUAAAAAGUAAA